UUUUGCAAGAUGGAAAUCUCAGAGUUAUUGGAAAAUUUUAAGAGCAUGGAACUGAAUCUCUUUCUGCUGAUACCGUUCGGUGUAUUGGUUUCAAUGGUGUUGGUGUGCUACUGUUAUCACUGCUAUCAGUGUGUUCGCGAUCGUCGAAGAGCUCGUAUCGAAGAUCAGAAAGCUCUCUUGCAUCUGCCUCUGAGUCGGCUGUCGAUCACUCCCGGCUACUCAAUAAUCGCCCUCACAAAACUAACUCACAGUCAAAGUAGUGCGGAAAACUAUUGA
Messenger RNA from Drosophila eugracilis, 276 nucleotides. RefSeq names its product hemotin. Lineage: Eukaryota; Metazoa; Arthropoda; Insecta; Diptera; Drosophilidae. The transcript has a single exon. Bases 10 to 276 code for a protein of 88 amino acids. The record is from RefSeq and is a predicted model, not a curated record.